Messenger RNA from Acanthochromis polyacanthus (spiny chromis), 14001 nucleotides. RefSeq names its product ribonucleoprotein, PTB-binding 2 (gene raver2). Gene Ontology annotation, cellular component: cytosol. Gene Ontology annotation, molecular function: mRNA binding. The coding region runs from base 153 to 2801 and encodes 882 amino acids. The record is from RefSeq and is a predicted model, not a curated record. NCBI's taxonomy places the organism in Eukaryota, Metazoa, Chordata, Actinopteri, Pomacentridae. The transcript is spliced from 17 exons.
GAUCAUUUUCACCCACUGACAACUGUGAUUGUCUGGACUUCGAUCUGCCAAGAAACGCUCCACACAGAUGGCGAGAGAGAGAACAUGGAGGUUGAUUUCACCGUCUCUUACCGGCCUCGGUAUAAUCGAGCUCUAAAUAUUUCCUACCCAAGAUGGCGGCAGCCUCAUCCAUCCAGCCGCCAAGCGUUCACUCCUCUCUAGCCCGGGAUAGCGUACUUUCUCCGGAGAUGGACAGCCCCGAGAGCCGGCAGCCGGAGGACGAGGAGGCGGCGGCGGCGGCGCAGCCCUCUGAGCCGGCGAUUAGCCUCCGCGACCUGCCGGACCUGGAACCGGAGGAGAUCGAGAGGAGGCUGGCCAAAACUCGCCAGGAGCUGAGCAACAGGAGGAAAAUCCUCAUUAAAAACCUGCCGCCCGACACCACCAACCAGGAAGUCCAUGAAAUUCUGAAAGAAUACGAGCUGAAGUACUGCUUUGUGGACCGCAACAAAGGCACAGCCUUUGUGACUUUGCUGAACGGGGACCAGGCUCAGGAUGCCAUCCGCUCCCUCCAUCACAGCACUGUCCGUGGACGCCUGAUCAACGUCACCCUGCAGCCCACCGACUCCCUGCUCUGCCUCACCAACCUGCCGCACACCUUCACCGCCCAGCAGUUUGAGGAGCUGGUGCGCUCCUACGGAAACAUCGAGCGCUCCUUCCUGGUGUACAGUGAGCUGACGGGCCACUCCAAAGGUUAUGGCUUUGUUGAGUACAUGAAGAAGGAUUCUGCGUCACGGGCCCGCUCCGAGCUGCUGGGUCGGCCUCUGGAGGAUCGAUCGCUGAUGGUGCAGUGGAUGGACGUCAACCAGCUGAGCCAAGAGGAGAACCUGCACUCCAAGUGUCUGUGUGUGGACCGACUGCCACUGGACCUCUGUGACUCUGAAGAACUGACCCAGCUCUUCUCCGAAACCUAUAAACCUGUCUUCUGCCAGCUUGCUCAGGAUGAGGGCAGCCCAGUGCGAGGGUUUGGUGUGGUGGAGUAUGAGAGCGCGGAGCAGGCGGAGGCUGUGCUGAUAGAGAUGGACCGAACGCUGGUGGGAGGACAGGAGGUCCGUCUGUCACUUUGUACCCCCGGCACCUCAGGGAGAAGCACCUUGGCUGCACUCAUUGCUGCCCAGGGUAUGAUUCUGAGUAACAGGAAAGGCCUGUUACCAGAACCAAACCUGGCUCAGCUGCUGACCAGUAUGACCAACCCUGCCGCCCUGCAGAUCCUCAUGAGACCGUACCACACUGGGAAAAGAGGAGGAAAGUACGGACGUCACACCAGCCUGCCGUUCCUCAGACCUCCUCUCACCACAGCUCUGCUCACGCUGGGAAAAGCACACCAGAGUGCUAUGCUUGGUAAUGGACUCGUCCUCCAGAACCUCCUGCACAUGCAGCUCGCACAGCAACAGCUUCUGCACAUCAAAGACAAACGCAUCAGCAGCGUCUCCAGUCUGCUCGGUGAUCCAUCCAGGCUGCUGAUGCAGAAAGCCUUGUCUCUGCGUCCUCCAGGCCUCGUUCCGCUGGGGAAAGGUCUGCUUGGAGACUCCCCUACAGAGCUGGGCCAGGAGUCAGUGCCAGCGUCUACCCACAAUGCCACAGUGGUGGUAUCGGCAGCAGGUGUGAUGCCGUUCCUCCAGGGUCGAGCUGGAGGAGUAGAUCAAACCAGCGUUCAUUCCGUGUCCACGACCCCAUCUGCUUCCUGCUCUUCUUCCUCCUCUUCCUUGUCCGCCUCCACCACCUGUGAGAGGCAGCCUGCACCUCCGGGGACGAUGGUGAGCUCCCAGCCGCAGGGACAGAGCUAUGCCUUGGGUAUAAGUAACUCGGGCUUUGGCCCCCCUCCACCUAAACUCCCUGGAGGAGUGUAUACAUCAACAGGCCAGCACAACAGCUCAGAUGGCUGCCCCCUGGCUAGCAUGGUAAACAGCGGUCAGAGUUCUUUGUUGGGGGAUCCUCCUAAAGAAGUGAGGCUACCCUCUAAUCCUUACCUAAACCUGGCCAGUGUCAUGCCAGGAGUAGUUCUGCAAGGGUCAGUGGGGAGUAAACCACAGGGAGGACAGCCUGCCUCUGGGGUGUACGGCAACUCGGUUGCCCCCGUGGUCUCCCAGGCAUCCGGCUCCUUCUCACACAGUGCGACAGCUACAACCACGGCCCCAUACAGCACUGAUACCUCCACUGACUACAGCCAGUACAACCAAGCCUACACCCAGGAGGCCAUGCAGCAGUGGUACCAGCACUACCAGGCAGCACAAGCUCAUACGUACAACACUGCUGCUCCACAGGACAACACAGCCACAGAGUACAGCAAGGAGCACACACAGACUCCAGCAGUGUCCUCCUAUGGGGAUUACAGUUCGUACAUGCAGGCUGUCACUCAGUACUACUCCCAACCUGCAACAGCCAACCAGGCCUACGCAAGCAAGGAGGUAGAUGUGUGUAAGCCUCUGGGAGUGUCUCUGCAUGCAGUCAGUAACGGUGCAGCUCCUCCACCGGCCGUCCUGCCUGCUGCCGCUGUGCUGCCGGCCUACAGCACCCUGCCUUUAAUGCCCAGCUUCCUUGGGGCGCCACACCCGGCGGCAGCCACUCCGAGCCCUGUCACGCAUGCACACACUGCCGCCACUGACUGGAACACCUACUACUAUAACCAGACGAGGGGCCAUAAGAGGGAGUAUCCUCAGCUGGCAGUGCAGGAGGUGACUUCCUCAGACGGUGCCUACAUCGGGCAGCACUCCCAGGGCCUGGGGGGGCAGUACGCUGACUACUUUAAGAGGAAGAGGCUGUAGUACGAACCAAACCACCAUAAAGCCUAAAGCUUGGGGAGGGAGGCACAAACAGCUGGAUGUCUACUGGAUGUCACGGCUCCCUCUAGUGGCCUUUCUGUGGCUGCCAUUUUGCAUCCCUACAGUAGGUAUUGAGUUUAGUAGAGUCAGGGUUGCAAAUGGCUCAAGUGAAAGCAAGCCAUAGUGCUCUUGAUCUCGGCACUUAUGUACUCGCACACAAACACACACAUACAUACACAGUGUUGCUUUUGUCCUGUUCAAGCCUUAACUCUUUAACUUAAACUGUUGUUUCUCAGUCAGUGUGUUAACUGUACUUAACUAAUAUUAUCUUGUACAUUUUUUCUAAUAUCAUGUAAACGGAAGUAAAUUGUGUCUGUACGUACAAGCUGCUUUUGUAUUUGCAAGCCGGCGACCUGUCUGCCCUGCUGAAACUGCCCGAGGACUGGUGCGACAGCCAGGUGUCUCCCUCUCUGUCUCCCUUUUCAAAAACUAAAACGUGUCUGAUGUCGCACACUCGCGCUUUGAUUCGUCAGACGGACUGACAUCUGUUUGUUCCCGCUUCACCGUCUAUUCUCUUGUCCUUUCAUUGCACAGGUUCCUCUUUUAAAAUCUCCCAGCUGACAAUUCGAGCGUGUGUGUGUGUGCAUGUUUGUGUGUGUCGCUAUGCUGUAUCUGUAGGAAGUGUCAGCCAUUUCAAUCCCAAGGUUUGGGAGCACAUCAGGAAAAAAGGGCCUGAACCAAUCACAGCCCUUAAUUGUGGUGACUUCCAAUAGCUUCCCUCAAUAGAUGGACCUUUCUUAUAAAGACUGGACAGAAAAUAGAAGGUUGGUGUAAAUACUGCAGUGUAAUACAGAAUAUAUAAAGCCAUGCGUAAUAGACAAUAUCAUAUAUAAUGGACUUUCCUUUGUGAGCGUAUUGUAUAACACGAAUGAAAGGAAAAGAUAUAUUAAAUGUCUGAUUUUUUUAACCUAUACUGUUAUAUAUUUGUAAGAUAAUAAUGUUCCAAGGUAAUUCAAGUCAUUUAUUAAUACUGAAUCAACAUUUGUUUUGACUUAAAUGUAGUUAUUUGGUUUUGUUUUGAACUUUUAAGCCAAAUAUUAGGGCACAGUCCUCUUCUCUUCUCUUUUUUUUAUCUUCUCUUUUCUUGUAAAAUGUUUUUCAGGAGGUUUUGUUGGAACUCUACCAGGAGCUUUUCUUCCAUAUCCAGCUGCCAUUUUUCAUAAAGGUUUCAAUCUAUAAGUUCCUCCCAAUCCAUACUACAUACUACUUAAUGCAGGUCUGAGUAUUCACACUGCACAAGUAACUGAAUAAAGUCUGCUCCAAAUGCUCAGUUAUAGUUUUUGAGCUAUGCUGUAGUGGGCCACUGUUUAUCUCACGGGGAGCAAAUUACAGGUAAAAUUAAAAACUAAUGGUGGAUGGCAGGGAAACAACUCCCACAACGCCUCCAAAAUUAAAAACAUUUCUUUUUAUUUUCUUUUCUCUUUUUUUGGAAAAGCAAAAUUAGCUGUUACUGGGUGAAGUUUCAUCUGCAGUGUAAUUUGAGAGUCACAGUUUGAUUGCAUUUGCACGGUGCACAUAUUACAUCACGCCCUGUCGUUAUAAAACUGUGAAAUGCAGAUUUUUAUCUCUAGCCUUUUAAAACAGUGCAAUAUACAGAGUGCUAUAUGAUGUAUGCAGUUAAAGUUAGUAUGUAGUAUAAGAUUGGAACUGUCUGGAUGAUUUUCUGCAUUUAUGUUGCUUUCGGCACGUGAAAUGCUACUAAUAUGCUGCUGUGCAUGUGAAUCUCUGCUCCUUCAAUUUAAGUUUUUCAGUGGAAAGAAAGCAGUUUAUUGCUGCUCAUUUUAGCCAAGCUCAAUUUCUUUUCAAGUGGCUUUUACAAAGGAACAUGAUACCAUGUCUUAAUUUUCUCCUUUGCAAAAGCUAACUCCAAUAUAUAUUUUGUGUAUCUCAUUUCUACUAGUGUCCUUAAAUAACUUCAGUGCAGAUGAUUGUUUGGUGUUCAUCACAGAGGAAAGAGCUUUCAUAUUUCAGUUUGGACACUAGGUUUAGGUACACAGGCCUCUUGUCUAACAAACCGGCAAUAACUAAUGCUCUUGCUGCUGUAGAAAGUUGAAUGUAUACGUUGUUCAGUUUGUAGUGAAAAUGUUUUGCCACUCACACAGAAUUAUAUACUCUUAACGGCUCCUACACAAGGUGACAGCUUCCUUUCUUUUCUUUCUGUUUGUGUUUUUACAUUCUGCUCUUAACUGACUCUAUAUCUUCGAACAGAAUAUUACUUGCAUUGCCAUGGCAACCACGCUCAUCACACACUGUGAAAACCAAUAGAAAGCGAGAUCAGAUCAUGUGUACACGUCAGUCCAGUCCAGAUAUGUGCUGUGAGUUUUUUAAUCACUGAGGUAACAGCUCACUGUAAACAGGAUGUACACGAUGUUUCAGUGCACAGACGCAACAAUGGGUGAGUGUCACUGUUCUUGUGGGAGUGGUGGCUUGCAGGAACGCUUGUCAAGGCCUGAGAAAAAGGCUAAACAUUAAACUAAGGGCAAUAAACAGACACACACAUUCUCAUGUUUUCCAUUACUUCCUUGUCUGUCCUGUUCUGUGAAUCAGUUUUACUGUGUGCCAUGUUGCAUGUCUUUUAGUUUUCUGACCAUAGUGAACUGUGAUAUAUUCUGAAACAAGUAUCCAUGAUCCAUAAUGCAGAAUACAGACACGAGUAAAGAAAAAAAAAAGGAGAGGAUGCUGAACAUUUGCACAAAUACAGGAAGGAGAGGAUCAGUCGCAGUGACUGCUGAUCAAAGCCUAAGUGUAUACACAGUCUGCAGAGUAUAAUUAAUUUUCUCCCUUUUGUGCAUUUGACAGCUCCUCUUCUAUUAUUUCAGACUCAUUUGUGAAGCCUCCUUCCUCAGCUGUUAUGGACUUACGUACGAUAUGGACAGUUUGCCCAUAGACUUUCCCUAUUAUUACCAUCAGUCAUUUUCAUUCAAAGGCACAAAACAUUUGAAGUAUGAGGCUGGAAUCUAAUUUCAGAUGAUUUGCAGCUUUUUCCUGCUGAUCCUAAAACUUGAUUUGAUGUAUAUAACAUUUUAGAUGAAUCCUAUACGUAAAGGUAAAUCAUGUUUCAUUUUAUGCUCUAAUUGUCUUUAUAACAACAUACACUUUCUGUUUAUCAUCGAUUUCUGCAAUAUUUUCAAUUUUCAUUUCUUCUGAAUCUGCUGACUUGUCUUUGCAUGCCUGUACUAAUAGGUCAGAUCACCUUAUAUCCAAAUUCUAAAAUUAGCCUCCUUAAAAAUGUUCACCAAUCUAUUAUCUAUACACUGCUUGAUCCUCAUUAGGGUGGUGGAGGGGCUGGAGUCUAGGGAGCAAAGGCAGGGGACACCCUGAACAUGCCACUGCUCACAUUCACACCUACAGGCAGUUUAGAAUCACCAAUUAACCUCAGCAUGUCUUUGGACUGUAGGAGGAAGCCGGAGAACCUGAUUAAAACCCAUGUAUGCCCUGUUAUCCACUGUGCAGCCUCUUUAAAAACAUUGUAUUCUCUAAAUUUAAAUAUUGUGCUCUCGAGAUAAGUGUCAAAAUCAUGUAGUUUGACACCAAGCUAGAAUCACAUGCUUUCAUUUUGGGUUUUUUUUUAAACUGCUUUGAAUUCUAAAUACGCUGCACAAUGUCAUUUCAGCUGUGUUGGCUUGUCAUUUGCAUAUUUCACACCUGCAAAGUCAACAAUACAUUAUCAGUGUGAAAUUGCACAGGAGAUAUGUAUGUUAAACAUCUAUGAUCCGCUUUCCUAUCCUUCCUUGCUCUGCUGCUUCAACCCUCAAAUGGUCUGUUUGCUCAGUCUGGUGCGCUGAUUUUUCCAGAAGUAAGUCCAGUAAGCACACCUUCUACCACAGGAAAUGCUACAAAGAGAAAGAACCCCAUAUAUGGUCAAAUCUACUUUCCCUUGAUGACAUCUCUUACAAUCUGUGGCUAUUUGCUAAAGCAGUUUUGCAUUUUUACCUUCUUAAGCACUUCUUUAAAUUGUUUUUCCCCAUACUGUGCUUCCCACUGCCUGAUAUCCUCUAAAGCAGCUGUAACUAUAAACUAUAUACACUAAACUAUAAACUUUGAGGCACUGUGGUCCUCUGGACUCUGGGCUACAGUUUGAUUUGCUUGGUUGAAAACUGUCCAGUUGGACUCCAGCGCUGGCUUUCUGCCAGGUGAUUGCACUCACCUCCAUCACCCUGAAAGACAAGAUAGAAAUGUCUGUGUGUGAGGCAGAGUGUGUUAUGAUCGGAGACAGGGCCUCUGAUGGUGGAGGUGAACAGCUGAGGCAGCAGACUUUAAAAUGCACUGUUUGCUCGUCUGGUUUCCCGUCUGCCUGCUUGCCUGUCUGUCUUCCUGACUGUCUGUUUUCCACUCUAACUGUCUCCCACAAUGGAUUCGGGUACUAAAGUCAGUCAUGCCUGAAUUAUUUUAGUGGUAUUCCAUCAGUCGCAUCAGCUUUUUCCCCUACAUUAUGUCAUUGCCAUGUAUACUACAGAGUCAUGUGUGUGUGUGUGUGUGUGUGGAUGUCAAAACAGAACACAAACCAAGAGGCAGAAUCCUUUACACACAGCAAGUUAUGAAAGAGCAAAAAGACAGAAGUGAGGAGUAACUGAUGCUUGGAGAAGAAGAAUCAUGGCACUAGAAUAGAAUUUGCAGUAUGAAAAAGUGGGCCGAGUGCAAAACCAACCCUAUCUGAUUUGAGUCUACUUCUCAGCUUCCUCAUUUGUUUAAAAUCACUGUUCACUGUUGGAAAGAAGCCACCAGUUUGACUUUUAAGCGCUCCUUCUUUAAUCGUGGACAGAACAAUGUUCAAAUGUGGUCCGGUCUUUCCUAGUUGUCAUUCUGAUGCGUGACUGACAGGCUUUCAGUCUAACCGGAGUUGAGAGAAGCACCAGCUUUUGUGUGUAUCAGCGAAGCUGUUUUGUUUAGUUUUAACAUAAAACUUUCAAGAAAAUAUAUUCAAAGUGAAAAAUAAGGGAUUACAGUUGGAAUUGAAGCCACAGCAAACUGAGCUGGUAAACAAGCUUUAGAGUAGAGCUAUUGUUUGUGGAUUUUUCUUUACGUUAAUGAGGAGUUGGAGGCUGAGCUACAGUAUUUAUACCUUCAAGUAGUGAGUCCCCAGUUUGAUCCAUGGCCUCUGGAUCUUUGCUGCCUGUGAUUUCCCUUCUCUCCUUUCUCACAUCUCUCCAUCUAUCUCCACUGUAACUAUCCAACAAAGGCCAAAAAAAAUUUAGGAGUCGGCAGUAAUUCUGUAUUUACCUACUUAUAUUUCAGUGUUAGAGCCGUGGCUUUGGGCAGAUAGCAUAUUAAGCAGCUUGUUGGCAUUGUUAAACUAACACAUUGCUUUCUUUCUCUGCCCAGCAAACAGAGAGUCUGUGUUGAGCUCGAUGAAGCCAGUUGGUCUCUUUAAAGCAUUAGCUGUUCUCAAUUGUCAGCCUGUAUCUCCACCUUCUCAUUUGGGUCGAACAUAACGAGUCUGCUGUGUUGUAGUUCCAGUUAACCUGUCAGCCCAGCCGUCAAACUAGAGUGGAACUGAUUUGUUGUUGACAUUUUCCUCUGGUCGUCUGAAUCUUAUUUGCAUCUAAUAGAAACACCUGGUGGCCUGUUUAGACAAAGCACAAACUCGAGUGAAAUAUGAAGCGUUAAAGGAAACAUGCUCCACAUACAAAACACAUGCGAAGAGGAAAAGGCUACAGGCAUUGACCACCUUCUAGAGCGCUGUGAUGAGCAUCAACCUUACAGAUCAUUUUAAUUCUUUUUUUUUUGCUAUAGGUUGUAUUUCUGGAUUUGGAAGCACCUUUCAUUAAAUGCUUGUGCUUUCAUUCUGUGUUUUGUCCUUUGGCGCCAAAAUGCCCAUACCAUCCUGGUAUCUGGCACAGAGAUUAUUUUGAAAUUCUCCCUUUCCUCUUUGCACAUGUUCAUCACAGACACUUUAAGAAAGAUGCAUCAGCCACUAAUGUGCAUUUCAGAAAUUGUUGGUGAGCACAUUUCCAGCCGUCUUCCUGUAAGUGUUCAGGCUGCCAGUCAGAGACAUGAGUUCUCACAAAAUAAUACACCUGUGCUCCAAACGUAGCUUGUACUUUCAUAAUCAGGCCCCUCACACGUGGAAUUACAGAUUGAUUAAGAUGUUUGACGUGCCUUCUAUCAGUCACUCCAUCAGAUCUGAACUUUCUUAAUGGUUCUGAAUUGCAGAUAACGAGGUCUGAGCUGGUGUUUACUUCGACUGCCGCUCUGUGUUUGUGUGCUGGAUCCACUAAUUGUGUGUGCGUCUGGGGGUGUAGCUCUCUAGAAAUGUGCUCCUAGCAGGUAAUGUUGGUAAGGAGAGACAGGCUGCAAGAAAGAGACGAGUAGAAAAACAACUCCAGCUGCACAGCCAGCAGGGAUUUCUCUCUCUUUUCUUUUUAUUUUACUUUCUCCUCUUCUGUCUACUCCCUCAGUGAAGUGUUGGUUAUGUCUGCCAGACUCCUGCAUGUUGCACAUACCUGUAGAACUACCACACACACCCUCCGACACACUGGAAAUGUCUCCUCUGUGUUCUGGUGUUUGUAUUAGAUGGACUCUUACGGGCCGUUUUGCCCUUCUAGUCUCACGCAGCUCCCCUGCUGCGGUUCAAAUCUUUAUGAAUUCAUUAUAAUGCUCAUGUUUUUAUGCUUAUUAUUGUCUCCCCUGUGGAGUAAGUCAUCGUGCUCAUUCGGAAUCAACAGAGGAAAUAAUCCUGAUGUGCGUUUUAAAGGUCAGCUGACAGACAUCAUUCCUGCCUCCCUGGUGAACAGAUAUCUGACAGCAGUCUAAUUGCAGACACAUCAGGUGACAGUUACCUCAGUCGUGAUCUGUGCAAACAUGGCUUUGUGAAAAAUAUUUGUCAGAGUCGACACAAAUCCAAGAAACUGCAUGUAAAAGUUGGACAAGGCGACCGUAAUGUCACCCCUAGCUACAGUUUGCACCGGUACUAUAGUGACCUGUUAAUCACAAGGUUGACUCACCCUAAAACAUACACUACUUUAUUGGAUAUUUUAUUGUAAAUUAGGCCAUAAUUUAGAAAAUAAACAUCAAGUUGUAUUUCAGGAAGACAUACAAUGAGUCAUUGAGGCCAUAAACUUUUCAGAAAAAUGUUUACAAAUGCAAAAAAAUCACGGAAGAAGUAGGAUCAGUGUCUCAUAGUCUUCCAUACUAUCUUUUCACCCUCUGCUGGACAUUAGAAAUAAUGCAGGUUGAAAUCACAGUGUUAGUGUGACUGGAUGUAGACUGUGGGUAUCAGCCUGCCAUUGGCUACGCACUUCACGUUAUUUUGUCCUCCACUUCUGAUAUCCAUGUGCUAAUGUUUUCUAAAUCACCCUCACUACAGGAAACUAGAGCUUGUGAGCAGCAACCUACCACAAUGAACACUUCCAGCUUUUGGGAAAGUUUGAAUUGUGCAAUAGAACAGUGCUGCUCGUGGUUUUUCAGUGAUUUAUCUAUGUUGAUGACAGUGCUUGCCUCCUUCGGUGACACCAAAACAAUUUCCACCCAUCGUUACUUUGAGCGAAGUCUGCCUGUGUAUCCUAUUCUUAGCCCCACCCAAGCAGAUUGUGAUUGGUUUAAAGAAAUAGAAACACACCAGUCAGACCAUUCUACACUGAGCUGUGUCACUGCUGGAGAAUGGUCUGACACUUCAUUUUUCAAAUCCAGCCUAAGUCAAGCUUUUAUAUACACUCAAUGGCAAAGACCAACAAUGUUGUUCUUACCCAAGAUUCAGUGUUACUCAAACAUUAGGAAAAGUGUUGUGCAGUGUUUUCAGCUUCGGAAUAGUAAUAUCGGGUUCUGCGUACUCGUUAGUAAGAUGGUUAUGACUGGUUUUGUCCUUUCAUUGAAUUUGUUGAGAAGGAAAAAGUGUAGAAUAUCUCCAGUAUCUCACAAGAUUUGUUAUUUCUUUUGAAUUUUAAAAUGUCAUUUAGAUGAAAAAGUGAUGAUCUUUAGUGAAAUGCCUGUGAAGGGCUGGCAACCUGUCUAGUGUAUAUCUGCCUUUCAUGUAGAUAGGUGUUGGAAAAAGUACUAAUGUCUUGAGUAAAAGUAAAGACCGGAGUGUAAAACACAACAAGUCUUGCAUCUAAAAUGUGUCUUAAGUAAAAGGAGAUGUGUCGUCGGCCAAAAAUGAAUUAUCAAAGCAAAGCUUUGCAGGCAGAAGGGCUUCUUCACAUGUAACUAUCAUAUAUUUUGAUAUUAUUAGCAACACAUUUACAUUGACCCAAGUGAACCUUUAACCCUUUUACACAGCACAGCUCAGGUGUGCUUCACCGGUUGUUGCAUUUGAUGUCACACACAGUUUUACUCGAUGUCAGGGUGUUCUAUUCUAGGGUGCACCAGCAAAGAUGUCAGUUUGUUCACGUAAAUAUCGAAGAUCUAAAUGUGGAUAUAAUCCAUGAAUCUGGCAAAUAGCUGCUGUUGCGUCAAAGUGAGACUGGGCUCUGAGUUUAAUACAGGGAUUAGUAAAUUGUCUUUUUAAAAACCGUCAAAAUUAUAUUUUGACAUGAGCCGCCUGAAUGCUCGAUUAGUUAUACUCUGUGUGAGGACAGAAAGACAUAUUAGGGAAAAUGGUGGUGGUUCAUUCUCUAAUUUUGCGUCCUGCAUUUGGAAACAAGUAUACCAGGUGGCGCUGCAGAGUCAAGGAAGGCAGCACAUUAGCCAGACAGUUUCUGCCUUUUGUGGGCAAAGUCUUGACAUGUCUUUUUUUCUCUCUCUGUCCAUUCACCACAAACAGCUUUUUUAUCUUUCCUCAUGGCUGGUUUCCCAUCCAGUCAGAUUUUGUAGAAAUACAGGACAGGUUUGGUUUGAUCCUCAUUAGGGUGGUGGAGGGGCUGGAGUCUAUCCCAGCUGAAUUAUAGCAAAGGCAGGGGACACCCUGAACAUGCCACUGCUCACAUUCACACCUACAGGCAGUUUAGAAUCACCAGUUAACCUCAGCAUGUCUUUGGACUGUAGGAGGAAGCCGGAGAACCUGAUUAAAACCCAUGUAUGCCCUGUUAUCCACUGUGCAGCCUCUUUAAAAACAUUGUAUUCUCUAAAUUUAAAUAUUGUGCUCUCGAGAUAAGUGUGCCUGCAUUAAAUUUACAGCUUUUCUUAAUGCACCUUAGCAUAUGCUAAACUUUGCAUUUUUCUCAUUUCAUCUUUAUGCGUGCGGUUCUUCACGUCUCAAAGUGUCUCAGUACAGCAAGACUUCCUACCUUCCUCAACUAUUUGUCCUGAAAGAAUCAGUUUUAUGUGAUGUUGCAAUAUUCUCUUCAAAACUGCCUCCACAGUUUCAGUAUGAGAUUAUAAAAUACAGAUAGUUCUACAAUAUUUCCAAGUCUGUGAUUAACUACUCCUGUAGGUCAUCAGGCCCUUUUAUACUGAGGAAUGUUUGUUCUUUAGCAGUCAGACUGAUGAGUGAAGGGCAGUGUCUUUUUUUUUCUGUGCCUCCAACUAGACGCUACGUCCUCAUGAUGAUUGUACACAAAAGGGGCCUGGUUCCCUGAAAAUAACAGCACAAAUCAAGCUAACAUCUUGACCUGUCAGUGAGCCAGCUGCAGUUUGCAUCUUGGGGGAAGAAUUCGGCAUAAACUUGGUGCAAAUGCAGCUUUUUUUUUUUCUUUUCUUGUUUCUGUUCUUUAGCUGUUAAUGAAAGUGUGAUACUGGCAUGAAAAAAAGACAAUUUUAUUCUUGGAGAGUGCUCGUUUGUAUCAGAACAGAAAAAUCCUAUCUGUCGUCUUGUGUGGUUUAGCUGUGGUUUGUUUGCUGUCGACUUAACACAAACACAAACCUACAGAGCCCCUCUGGUGGCAUGGUAAAAAAUAAAUAAACUGUGGCCACAAUAUAGCUAUAACGUCUGCACGAAAUAAAAAGCACUUUUUAAGAUGAUUUGAAGCUGAAGCUCUGAACAGAAUGUGGUCCGGACCAGGGUUGGUCUGCAGCAUAAGUUAGCAUGGUGAUCUAGCCAGCUUAAAACAGCGACACCUUAGUGACACAGAAAACUCCGGUUUUAUGCGUAACAUACCUCGCUUAGUAGUAUGCCUACACCCCUCAGCUGUUCUUGAAAAGUGUCUUGAUAUGUGUGCAGGGCUGCAGCUCCUACAGACACAAAUGAGUUUACGGAUACAUAUUAGCACAACAAAACAACGUGUAGUAACAGUUUACAAAAAAGUUUGUAAAUCGGGUGACACGUCAACAGAUAAGCUACCCGUUGCAACAAAGUAUCAAACAUAGGCCUAAAUAACUGCCUAAAUGCAGAAUAACAAGAUAUGGACUAGAACAGCUAAGAAAAGACACUCACCUUAGGAACAUCACGUAGGUCCGGGGCCACUAUUGCAGGUUGUAGAGACGGUGCGCUUGAUUUGCUUACCCAGCUGUCCAGGAAUGAUAUUAAUAGUAUUUCGUGCGCACGUUGUACCUAAUCCGUGUCCACAAAUGAGUAUUUCAUGCAAACGAAUUAGUAUUUUGUGCGCACGUUAUAGUUAUAUCGUGGCCACAAUUUAUUUAUUUAUUCCAUGUCACCAGAGGGGCUCCGUACAAACUCAAUCAGUUCAGGUUAAAAUCCAGACCUUUUUCUGUUCUUGUGUAAACGGAGCUUCCUCUCAGCUUCAGUGUGUUGCCAUUGUACCAGUAUGUAUCCUGCAUAUUACACAAGGCCAGCGGGAGGCUGGACUUCGCAAUAGUGAAUGACUGUGUGUGUGUUGAUCACAAAGCUUUGCAAUACUGAAGUAUUUCUGAUUCUCUGACACGUUUUAAUGGCUGUAGAUAAAUCUAGAUUUGCCGUGCAUAUUGCUUUGUAAACAGCGUUUGCUUUUCAAGUUUGUGGAUUUUUUUCUGACCUGAAAUAUACUGUAGAUUUUGCUAAAUUUUAUAUCACACCGACAUUGAUAUUGUUUUACUGUGAAUAGGUAUUUGUAGAGCAACUUUAGCAUGCCUACUUACAACUGUAAUAUAUACAACAAACUGUUUUCAGUAGUUAAUAAUAUUGCAUUUGGACUGACACAAAACACAAGAAACAUUGAUUUUAUUUAUUUUUUCAUUGUGUAUUUAUGGAUACUUUUGCCUUCCAUACUUUCAUCUUAUUUUUUUGUUGAAAAAUAUAUAUAUAUUUCUUUUCUCUUAUUUAGAGCAGAAGGAACUGUCUUUUACAUUCCUCAAUAAAAUGUGGACUGAAGUGCUUUUUGUCCUCUUGACGGCC